UUGGAAGGAUUAGAAGUCGCUUAGAAAAAAAUUCAUAAUCAAUCAAAGUCCUUCAACAAUGAUCAACAAUGUCGGGCACAAUGGCUUUUCAUGGAGCUGGCUCAUGUCCGUCGUACAACGCUGCAGGAACAUGCGCCAACUCAAGGCAAUCCACGCCGUGUUUGUCACCAAUGGUCUCCACCAGAACAAUUACGCCAUCAGCAAGCUCCUUGCCUUUUGCGCCCUCUCUGAGGCCGGUGACCUCAAUUAUGCGUCUCUUCUCUUCACCCAAAUCAGUACUCCUAAUUUAUUCAUUUACAACACUCUCACCAGAGCCUAUUCUAGCAGUUCUGAGCCCAAGCUGGGUAUCCAUUACUUCAACCUCAUGUUAAAGAAUAAUGCUGUGUGUCCCGAUCACCACACUUUUCCGUUUGUUCUCGUGGCAUGCGCUAAUGCCUCUUGUAUGUUUUUGGGGAAGCAAAUACAUGAUUGGGUCCUCAAGAAUGGAUUAGCUUCGUCGGAUGGUCAUAUACAGACCGCGUUAAUCCGAUUGUAUGCAAACUGUAAAUUUUUGGGCGAUGCCCGGAAGGUGUUUGAUGAAAUUAGGAGGCCAGAUGUUGUUCAGUGUAAUGUUCUCAUGAAUGCGUAUCUUCAGUCUGGUUUUGCUCCGAAAGCAUUGGGUGUUUUCCAGGAUAUGCUGGUGUCUGGAAUUGAGCCAGAUGAAUAUUGUGUAACUACUGGGCUUAAAGCUUGUGCUGAUUUAGGAGCACUUGUUCAGGGGAAGUGGAUGCAUGAGUAUGUUGAGAAGAGGAAAGAAUUGAUAUCCGACGUGUUCGUAGGGACAGCCCUUGUUGUUAUGUAUGUGAAGUGCGGCUGCAUUGACAUGGCUAUGGGCGUUUUUGAGGGGAUGCCUAAAAGGAAUGCGUUUUCAUGGGCAGCAAUGAUUGGAGGCUUUGCAAUUCACGGAUGUGCAAGAAAAGCAGUCGAUUACUUGGAGAGAAUGCAGGUGGAGGAUGGACUCAGGCCUGAUGGAGUUGUCCUCCUUGUGGCUUUAACGGCUUGUGCCCAUGCAGGUCUUCAGAAAGAGGGUCAAUUUCUAUUACAUAACAUGCAAGCUCAAUAUGGCAUCGCACCUAAACACGAGCACUACAGUUGCAUGGUGGACUUGCUAUGCAGGGCAGGUCGGUUAGAUGAAGCGCUUGAGCUUAUAAGAAGGAUGCCUAUGAAGCCGCUUGCUCCUGUCUGGGGUGCCCUCUUGAGCGGUUGUCGAAUCCAUAACAAUGUUACACUUGCAGAAGUCGCCGUGAAGGAGCUUUUACUGCUAGAAAAUGGCGAUAGCGAAGAAGAUGGGGCUUAUGUUCAGUUAUCAAAUCUGUAUCUGGCUGCUGGGAAGUGUGAAGAGGCCGUGAGGAUACGGACGAUGAUUGGUGAUAGAGGGCUUAAGAAGACACCCGGUCUCAGUGCAAUAGAGGUGGAUGGGAAUGUACACGAGUUUCUUUCUGGAGAUGUAUCACAGCCGUCUACGCCUGAGAUACAUGCAAUGCUAGAGUUGGUGUCCCUCUACAUAAUCCACCCAACAUUACUGGAAAAUGAAACGGCCACAUCUGGGUUUGAAAGACAGCUAAAGUGAGAAUUGACAGUUCAUACAUUCCGGUGCAAAUUAGUGAACAUGCUGUAGCUGCAGCAGCUUGGAAUUUUGACUCUUUAAGCCUGGCAGUCAAUCCUCGGAAUGGAGAAAAAGAGGGUGAACGUCAAUAAAGCAUCUUGAGUCUUGGCCUCCUAAUUACAAAUUAAUUCCUUUUUAACUCCAAGAUCAUAAUCCCAGCUUACCGCCGAAGGGAAUACGGAACCCAACUGUCUAUAACCGACAAAACCAUUUCC
This is a messenger RNA of Diospyros lotus (date-plum), 1860 nucleotides long. RefSeq names its product pentatricopeptide repeat-containing protein At3g28660-like. The transcript has 2 exons. Gene Ontology annotation, molecular function: RNA binding; protein binding. The record is from RefSeq and is a predicted model, not a curated record. Bases 59 to 1609 code for a protein of 516 amino acids. Gene Ontology annotation, biological process: RNA modification. NCBI's taxonomy places the organism in Eukaryota, Viridiplantae, Streptophyta, Magnoliopsida, Ericales, Ebenaceae.